Molecule: messenger RNA, 7199 nt
Organism: Oryctolagus cuniculus (rabbit)
Lineage: Eukaryota; Metazoa; Chordata; Mammalia; Lagomorpha; Leporidae
Gene: AGL
Product: amylo-alpha-1,6-glucosidase and 4-alpha-glucanotransferase
Biological process (GO): glycogen biosynthetic process; glycogen catabolic process
Molecular function (GO): 4-alpha-glucanotransferase activity; amylo-alpha-1,6-glucosidase activity
Source: RefSeq, a predicted model, not a curated record
UGCUGUGCCAUUUGGAGUCUUCACAGCCAAAUGGCUUGGGGCUGGGAAUUUUUUCCCCUCAACGCUAGUCUUUCCUAAAUACAUUGCUUUUCUUAGAGAAUGCUUUAGGUUUUUUUUUUUUUUUAAUUGCAAGAAUCUGUGCUACAAUAUCUGCUUCGAUCUCACUCAUUGUGCUCGAAGGGAGGAAAACAGCUAUUAAUUCGCCUUCUCAUAUCUUAUUUAUAAGAUCCAUUCUUUGUUAUUGCUCUGCUAAUGUUAAAACAUAUUUAGAACAUGUAAGUGCAGCUGUCAGCUCUGGACAGUUUCAGUCUUCUAGAAGCCAAAAUGGGACACAGUAAACAGAUUCGAAUUUUACUACUGAACGAAAUGGAAAAGCUGGAAAAGACCCUCUUCAGACUUGAACAAGGAUUUGAGCUACAAUUUCGAUUAGGCCCAACUUUACAGGGAAAACCAGUUACUGUAUUUACAAAUUAUCCAUUUCCUGGAGAAACAUUUAAUCGAGAAAAAUUCCGGUCCCUGGAGUGGGAAAAUCCAACAGAAAGAGAAGAUGAUUCUGAUAAAUACUGCAAACUCAAUCUGCAACAGUCUGGUUCAUUUCAGUAUUACUUCCUUCAAGGAAAUGAGAAAAGUGGUGGAGGUUACAUAGUUGUGGAUCCUAUUUUACGUGUUGGUGCUGAUAAUCACAUGUUACACUUGGACUGUGUCACUCUCCAGACAUUUUUAGCCAAGUGUUUGGGACCCUUUGAUGAAUGGGAAAGCAGACUUAGGGUUGCAAAAGAAUCAGGUUACAACAUGAUCCAUUUUACCCCACUGCAGACUCUUGGACUGUCUAGGUCGUGCUACUCCCUUGCUGACCAAUUAGAAUUAAAUCCCGACUUCUCAAGGCCUCAUAAAAAAUACACGUGGAGUGAUGUGGGACAGUUAGUGGAAAAACUGAAAAGGGAAUGGAAUGUUCUUUGCAUUACAGAUGUUGUCUACAAUCAUACCGCUGCUAAUAGUAAAUGGAUUCAGGAACAUCCAGAAUGUGCAUAUAAUCUUGUGAACUCACCACACUUAAAACCUGCCUGGGUCUUAGACAGAGCACUGUGGCAUUUCUCCUGUGAUGUUGCGGAAGGAAAAUACAAAAACAGAGGAGUACCUGCUUUGAUUGAGAAUGAUCAUCAUUUGAAUUGCAUUCGAAAAGUAAUUUGGGAGGAUAUUUUUCCAAAGCUUCAUCUCUGGGAAUUUUUCCAAGUAGACGUUUACAAAGCAGUUGAGAAAUUUAGAGGACUUCUAACACAAGAAACUUGGAGGGUAAUCAAGUCAGAUCCAAAACAACAUCUCAAGAUUAUCCAGGAUCCUGAAUACAGACGGUUUGGCUGUACUGUAGAUAUGAACAUUGCACUAGCAACUUUCAUACCACACGACAAUGGGCCAGCUGCAAUUGAAGAAUGCUGUAACUGGUUCCGGAAGAGAAUUGAGGAAUUAAAUUCAGAGAAGCAUCAACUCAUGAACUAUCAUCAGGAACAGGCAGUUAACUGUCUUUUGGGAAAUGUGUUUUAUGAACGACUGGCUGGCCAUGGUCCUAAAUUAGGACCUGUCACUAGAAAAUAUCCUUUAGUUACCAGGUACUUUACUUUUCCAUUUGAGGAAAUGCCUGUAUCUACAGAAGAAACUAUGAUUCACCUCCCAAACAAAGCUUGUUUCUUCAUGGCACAUAAUGGUUGGGUAAUGGGAGAUGAUCCUCUUCGAAACUUUGCUGAACCAGGUUCAGAUGUUUAUUUAAGAAGAGAACUUAUUUGCUGGGGAGACAGUGUUAAAUUACGCUAUGGAACUAAACCAGAGGACUGUCCUUAUCUCUGGGCACACAUGAGAAAAUACACUGAAAUAAUUGCAACUUAUUUCCAAGGAGUACGUCUUGAUAAUUGCCAUUCAACACCUCUUCAUGUAGCCGAGUACAUGUUGGAUGCUGCUAGGAAAUUGCAACCCAAUUUAUAUGUAGUAGCCGAACUGUUCACAGGAAGUGAAGAUCUGGACAACAUCUUUGUUACCAGACUGGGCAUUAGUUCCUUAAUAAGAGAGGCAAUGAGUGCAUAUAAUAGUCAUGAAGAAGGCAGAUUAGUUUACCGAUAUGGAGGAGAACCUGUUGGAUCCUUUGUUCAGCCCUGUUUGAGGCCUUUAAUGCCGGCCAUCGCACACGCUCUGUUUAUGGAUAUUACCCAUGAUAAUGAGUGCCCUAUUGUGCAUAGAUCAGUGUACGAUGCUCUUCCAAGUACCACAAUUGUUUCUAUGGCUUGUUGUGCUAGUGGAAGUACAAGGGGCUAUGAUGAAUUAGUGCCACAUCAGAUUUCAGUGGUUUCUGAAGAACGUUUUUACACUAAAUGGAACCCUGAAGCCUUGCCAUCAAAUGCUGGUGAAGUUAAUUUCCAAAGUGGAAUUAUUGCAGCCAGGUGUGCUAUCAAUAAACUUCAUCAAGAGCUUGGAGCCAAAGGUUUUAUUCAGGUGUAUGUGGAUCAAGUUGAUGAAGAUAUAGUGGCAGUAACAAGACACUCACCAAGUAUCCAUCAGUCUGUUGUGGCCGUAUCUAGAACUGCUUUCAGGAAUCCCAAGACUUCAUUUUACAGCAAGGAUGUGCCUCAAAUGUGCAUCCCUGGUAAAAUUGAAGAAGUAGUUCUUGAAGCUCGAACUAUUGAGAGAAAUAUAAGUCCUUACAGGAAGGAUGAGAAUUCGAUAAAUGGAAUGCCAAAUAUCACAGUAGAAAUUAGAGAACAUAUUCAGCUUAAUGAAAGUAGAAUUGUUAAACAAGCUGGAGUUACUACAAAAGGUCCCAAUGAAUAUAUUCAAGAAAUAGAAUUUGAAAACUUGUCUCCAGGAAGUGUUAUUAUAUUCAGAGUUAGUCUUGAUCCACAUGCACAAGUUGCUGUUGGAAUUCUUCGAAAUCAUCUGACACAGUUCAGUGCUCACUUUAAAGCAGGAAGCCUUGCUGUUGACAACUCAGAUCCAAUAUUAAAAAUUCCUUUUGCUUCUAUUGCCUCCAAAUUAACUUUAGCUGAGAUAAAUCAGAUACUUUACCGGUGUGAAUCAGAAGAACAAGAAGAUGGUGGAGGAUGCUAUGACAUACCAAACUGGUCUUCCCUUAAAUAUGCAGGUCUGCAAGGGUUAAUGUCCGUAUUGGCAGAAAUACGACCAAAGAAUGACUUGGGACACCCUUUCUGUGAUAAUUUGCGGUCUGGAGAUUGGAUGAUUGACUAUGUCAGUGGCCGGCUUAUUUCACGAUCAGGAACUAUUGCUGAAGUUGGUAAAUGGUUGCAGGCUAUGUUCUUCUACCUGAAGCAGAUCCCACGUUAUCUUAUACCAUGUUACUUUGAUGCUAUAUUAAUUGGUGCAUACACCACUCUUCUGGAUAUAGCAUGGAAGCAAAUGUCAAGUUUUGUUCAGACUGGUUCAACCUUUGUCAAACACCUCUCUCUGGGUUCAGUCCAAAUGUGUGGAGUAGGAAAAUUCCCUUCUCUGCCACUUCUUUCACCUUCACUUACGGAUGUCCCAUAUAGGCUAAAUGAGAUCACAAAAGAAAAGGAGCAAUGUUGUGUUUCUCUGGCUGCAGGCUUACCUCAUUUUUCUUCUGGUAUUUUUCGCUGUUGGGGAAGAGACACUUUUAUUGCACUUAGAGGUUUGCUGCUGAUUACUGGACGCUACUUAGAAGCCAGGAAUAUUAUUUUAGCAUUUGCUGGUACCCUGAGGCAUGGUCUCAUUCCUAAUCUCCUGGGUGAAGGAACUUAUGCCAGAUACAAUUGCCGUGAUGCUGUGUGGUGGUGGCUACAGUGUAUUCAGGAUUACUGUAAAAUGGUUCCAAAUGGUCUAGACAUCCUCAAGUGCCCAGUCUCCAGAAUGUAUCCUACAGAUGAUUCUGCCCCUUUGCCUGCUGGCACACUGGAUCAGCCAUUGUUUGAUGUAAUACAGGAGGCUAUGCAAAGACACAUGCAGGGCAUCCAGUUUCGGGAAAGGAAUGCUGGUCCACAAAUAGACCGAAACAUGAAGGAUGAAGGUUUUACUGUAAUUGCUGGGGUUAAUGAAGAAACAGGAUUUGUUUAUGGAGGAAAUCGCUUCAAUUGUGGUACGUGGAUGGAUAAAAUGGGAGAAAGUGACAGAGCGAGAAACAGAGGGAUCCCAGCCACUCCCAGAGAUGGGUCUGCUGUGGAAAUUGUGGGCCUAUGUAAAUCUACAGUUCGUUGGUUGCUGGAGUUAUCCAAAAAAAAUAUUUUCCCUUAUCAUGAAGUCAGAGUAAAAAGACAUGGAAAGGUGGUAACGGUCUCAUAUGAGGAGUGGAACAGGAAAAUACAAGACAACUUUGAAAAGCGGUUUCAUGUUUCAGAAGAUCCUUCAGCAUCCAAUGAAGAACAUCCAAAUCUGGUUCACAAGCGUGGCAUCUACAAAGAUAGUUACGGAGCUUCAAGUCCUUGGUGUGACUACCAGCUCAGGCCCAACUUUACAAUAGCAAUGGUUGUGGCCCCAGAACUCUUUACUGCAGAAAAAGCAUGGAAAGCUUUGGAGAUUGCAGAAAAAAAAUUGCUUGGUCCCCUGGGCAUGAAAACUUUAGAUCCAGAUGAUAUGGUUUACUGUGGAAUUUACGACAAUGCCUUAGACAAUGACAACUAUAAUCUUGCUAAAGGUUUCAAUUAUCACCAAGGACCUGAGUGGCUGUGGCCUGUUGGUUAUUUUCUUCGUGCAAAACUAUAUUUUUCCAAAUUGAUGGAUCGGGAGACUAAUGCAAGGACUAUAUUUUUGGUUAAAAAUGUUCUUUCUCGGCAUUAUGUUCAUCUUGAGAGGUCCCCUUGGAAAGGACUCCCAGAACUGACCAACGAGAAUGGCCAGUACUGUCCUUUCAGCUGUGAAACACAAGCCUGGUCAAUUGCUACUAUUCUUGAAACACUUUAUGAUUUAUAAUUCAUUUGUGUAUAUUUAAUAAGCAUGUGAUCACUUAUGUUAUGGAAUGCAAGGUCAUAAUACAGUCAAAAUGCCUUCUCUGCAUAAGCUCAAGUUAUUUUAAAAAUCUCAUUCAUAUAAUAUUGAUGCCCAAUUGGGUAAAAUUAUAAAAGAAUUGAUUUUUAUUAAUGUACAAAGAUAGGUAACUUUCAUUUUGAAUCAGAAAGAAAGAUUAUCAAUACCAAAGGACUAUUUUGGGAUUCCUAGGUAUCUAAAGAAUUAUGAACCCAAAUUUGAAAAAAAAUCAUGUAAUCUUCCAUUUGUUUUAAACAAAUAAAAUAUGAAAAUGGAAAAUAUCUUUAAGUUGUGAUAUCUGUUAUAUACAGUAACAAUAUAUAAUGCAUAGGCCAAGGUCAUUAAUAUUCUUAUCAUUUACUGUAGUAUUUUUCAUACCUUGCACAAUGCAUUCAAUAAAUAUUUAGUCAGUGUUGAAUGAUGGAAUUUUCCACAAUAAUAUAUUUUCAUAAAUGGAGCAUAGAUUUCAAAAUGUGCUUUUCUUUUUUUUCACUGAUAUAUGUUUUUUAGUGUAAUGAAUGCCAGCAGUAUAUUUAACAUAUUUUACUUAUGCUAAUGAUGCAUAGGAUAUAUGAAAAGACAAAGCAUUAGGAAAUUUAUUUCCUAAAAAUUUCCUGAAAUUAGUCUGGAGUUCCAGUCUGCUGUAAUGAGAUGAAUUUACAUUUUCAAAAUGAAAAUUGUUGGGCGUAUUUAUGACAACUUUAAAGAAAAAAUGUUAUAUUAAUUUUCUAAAACUUAACUGUGGUUUGUGUGCAAAAAUCUAUUGAUAGAUCUUAGUUGAUAUUGGUUUUCUAUUAAUGAAAACCUACAUUAAGAAGUUUAGCAUUAAGAUCAAUCUUGAUAUAAUAAAAAUAGAGAUAUGAAUUAAGUAGUUAUCUUAAAUUCAAUGAAAUAAUUUGAGUCCUUUUUUAUUUUGUUAUUUUAAAACAUCUUAAAUCUAAAAAAGUCAUAAAAAGAAAAUAUUUUUAACAUUUAUACAAGUUGACAUUUUUUGAAAUUACUUAUUUCCUAGAUGGAAUUUUUUUACUGUUUUACAGUUUUUGUCUCAAGACACUUGAGUCAAAAUUUGAUCAUUAUACUUUCAGCUGGAAGAGAGUAGUCGCAAAAAUCAUUUCAUUGCUAAUUUACAGUUAAUAAAAUAAUGGUUCAAUAGCACUUUUCUCAGAGGUUACAUACCCAACAACCUUAACUGUGACUAAGAAAUAAAGAAGAAAAACAAGUAAACUAAACUUCUGGAUGGCAAAAAUAUGUAAAUGUUUCGGAUGUCAAAUACCUGUGCUUGAAAGAUAACCAGCACACCCUACUUUAGAAAUGGUCUUAACUUCAUUUCCUGGAUUCCUAGCCUAAAGCAGAUUGAAUCUUACACAUUUAAGAGCAGUUGUGAUAAUCAUCUGACCACUCUGUGUAAACACUUCCUUUAUUUUUUCAAUUCCUUUCUUGUUCAGUAUAUAACCCUCUAAACUGUUCAGGUAAAAGGAAUGACCUUUAAGAGAACCAUUAUAAUCCAUCAAAGUUUUGUGUGACUUACGUGUUGCUCUACCCUAAUGUUUGUAUUAAAGGAAAUAAGGAAAGUAGGAGAAAACCAGGGUAUUAAACGAAAACAAGAAGAAACUGCUGACAGUUAAAUCUGACUAAAUGAUUUGACAAUUUUUAAAACAGAGCCAUAUUAGGUUAUCUAAAGUAGGGCACCUUGGUAAAUUUUUAGGAUAUUGAUUUGCACCAUAAACUAAGUGGUUCAUAAUCGUGAUGAUGAAUAUUAACAAAAGAAUGUUAGAAUAUUCUGCAUGGUUUAUUUUAAAGUUUUAAGAAGGCAUGUUAACACGAUACCAUUCAUGGUAGUGAAAAUAACAGUUUUAGGCUUUGAAGGAUAAAAAGUCAUUUGUCUAAAGAAGAGUUAGGUAGAAUGCUUCAUUCCUGAUUGAUGCUGGAUAGGAAGUUACUAUAUUACAUGUCAACAGUGGUCUGUACCUUGGUUUUUCACUUAUCCAAAUCAUUCUUCCUUUUUAACGUGAGAAGUAAACUUGCCAGUUUCACCAGUAUGCUGUAACAUUUUAAUAAUUUUUCAAAUAUAACUGAAGAAACAUGAGACCUGUCAGAUUAAUGACCAUUGUAACAUAUGUGCAUUGUAAUCCAUUUCUGAUAUGUCUUAAGCUGCUCUCUAUAGUGAGCAAAUGUCAUUUUUAUGUCUGUGUGCUUGGAAAAUAAAAAUGUUUUUUAAAGGA